UACGCUAGUCUACCUAACCAGUCCACUUCAACGACUCAUGUCGGACGGAUCGACUGCAUGAAUGACCACAUGGAUUGUUUUUGCGGGCGACGGUUAACGUUUCGCAGUGCCUGCGGAUUGACACUUUUAAGUGCUCGUUGAGAACUAUCGUAGAAAUACAGCAAAUACGAAUUCUUAAAUCUUGAAUACUUGUCGCAAAAUUUUACAAAUUUAUAAAGCCAAUACGCGCACAUUCUGCAUCAUUUUAGUGCAUAGUGACAACUGUUUUUGUGUAUAGACUAAUCUUGUGCUUACCUUGUGAAUUGAUUUAACUAAACAAAUGUAAUUUUAUUGUUUUGUAGAAUUUGUACAAGAAGAUUGUAGAGAAUAUAUAAUAUACAAUGUUGAAAUAAUCAAUUAGGAAAAUAGUGUGUGACUCUUGUCAUGAGUAACACUUCUUUGUUUCUUUUUCUUCUUGAACAGUACGCAUAACAUUUAUCAAAAAAGUGGGUGGUCAAUUGAUUUGUCUCUCCGUUACGAGGAUGAUGAUGAUGGACAUGGGCAUGUACGGGAAUUACGGCAAGUCUGACUCAUAUCCCAACUACGUGUUCUCGGGUCAAGGAAACCAUCAUCAUCACCAUCAUCACCAUCAUCAGUCGUCAUCUGUCGGAGGUCACGUGUCGGUGCCUCCUUCUCCAGAGAUAGCUCCAGCUCAUUACUAUCCCCAGACUGCAGUGGCGCCGUAUUCUUCAUCAUCCUCCGAGAGUUUCCUAACCGCCGAUUCGGGUGCGUCGUCCAGUACGCCACCUCAAGGCUUUUACUCUCCGACGGGUGCCGUUCUCCACGAGAAUGGUUCCACCACGGCAAUAAUCUCUUCGGAGAACGGUCUGAGUUAUACUAACCUGGAUUACGCGUCGUCCUCGUAUCCGAAUCAACAGCAGCACACGGUAACGUCGGUGGAUCCACAUCAAAGUUAUCAUGUUCAGCAACCUGUUUACCGGGACGAUCAUCACCAUCAUCAUCACCACCAUCCGCCCGUUGGUGGUAGCCUACAUCAAACCACGGUACUUCAAGCUAGUCAUCCAAGAACGGAACAUGAUCAGCAAGUUCAUCAUCAGUCUUCUAGUCAUCACCAUCACCACCACCAUCACGAGCCUGAAUACCAAAUAGCGGUCGGCGGUACCUCGAAUUAUCUCCAUCAACUGCCGGCCUCGGACGAACCCUUGCACUAUCAGACACAGAUUCAGCAGAGCGAGUUCUCCACACAUCCGCCGGGACACUAUAAGGAAGAGAAUUCGGAUGCAACAUCUUAUCAUGUCUUACAGCAGUCCGGCCACCUCCAGCAUCCUCAUCAGCACGGGCACCAUCAUCAUCAUCAGCAGCAGCAUUCGCAUCAUCCGCAACAGCAACAACAACAACAAGCACAGGUACCAACCUACAAAUGGAUGCAAGUCAAGAGAAACGUACCUAAACCAGUUGCGACCAAAGCGAAUCCGAAUGCAGUUGAGUACGGUGGCGGUACAGUUGCGGGGCCAAGCUCAUCCGUAUACGGAAGUACCGCCAGUGGAACGGUGAGUUGCAUCGCCGGUUCGUUGGCCGGUAUCGCCGGUAGCUUCAACAAUACCGGACGCACAAACUUCACGAAUAAACAGCUGACCGAACUGGAGAAGGAGUUUCAUUUCAACAAGUACCUGACGCGAGCGAGACGCAUCGAGAUCGCUUCCGCGCUGCAGCUUAACGAGACGCAGGUGAAGAUCUGGUUCCAGAACAGGCGUAUGAAGCAGAAGAAGCGCAUGAAGGAGGGCCUGAUACCGGCGGAUAGCACGAAUGUGACGGCCUUGAGCGGUGCCAGGAGCAGCAGCAAUUCACCGACGGGCUCGUCCAGCCACGAGAUCGGCGGCCUCGCUUUAUCCAGUUUCACCAGCGACAACAGUAGGGAAUCACCUCCAUCUUCCAAGGAUUGACGCGAUUUUUGCUGCAGUAAUGAACGGCAUUAUAAUCUAUGAUUCGAUAUCUAAUAUCGCAAAACUCUGGUCCGGAUUUUCAUAUCGAGAGGCUAGAAGCUUAAUGAGAAUCGUGACAAUUUACUGCAGCCACACACAAACCACUUUCUAAUUUAUUCUUUCAGGCUGCAUCGUGAAUGUAAUACCGUGGACUUAUAAAACGAGUAAUGUCAUUCCGUAUCUUGAAAGUAGAGGUAUGUGAUAUA
Messenger RNA from Cataglyphis hispanica, 2188 nucleotides. RefSeq names its product homeobox protein Hox-A1. Gene Ontology annotation, cellular component: nucleus. Bases 522 to 1943 code for a protein of 473 amino acids. Gene Ontology annotation, molecular function: RNA polymerase II cis-regulatory region sequence-specific DNA binding; DNA-binding transcription factor activity, RNA polymerase II-specific. Gene Ontology annotation, biological process: regulation of transcription by RNA polymerase II. The record is from RefSeq and is a predicted model, not a curated record. The transcript has 2 exons. NCBI's taxonomy places the organism in Eukaryota, Metazoa, Arthropoda, Insecta, Hymenoptera, Formicidae.